This is a messenger RNA of Dinoponera quadriceps, 666 nucleotides long. RefSeq lists its product as uncharacterized. Gene Ontology annotation, molecular function: olfactory receptor activity; odorant binding. The transcript is spliced from 6 exons. Gene Ontology annotation, biological process: sensory perception of smell; detection of chemical stimulus involved in sensory perception of smell. The coding region runs from base 1 to 666 and encodes 221 amino acids. The record is from RefSeq and is a predicted model, not a curated record. Gene Ontology annotation, cellular component: plasma membrane. NCBI's taxonomy places the organism in Eukaryota, Metazoa, Arthropoda, Insecta, Hymenoptera, Formicidae.
AUGAGUGACUAUUUCCUCGAUCAAAAAAAAUACUUCUAUUUCAUUCUGCUGCACACGAACGCGACUCUUUGUGUAGGGACGCUCGUAACUAUAGCAACCGGGACAAUGCUCGCGGGAUAUCUCAAACAUGUUUGCGGGAUGUUCAGAAUCGCCAGUUAUCGUAUGGAGCAAGCAAUAAAUAUCAAUAUUGUGGAAGAUGUUAGUCCGGUGGAAGAGAUAAUGAUUUGUAAGAAAAUAAUUUAUGCUGUGGAUAUUCAUCGCAAAGCUAUGAGGUUCACUAAACUCGUUCUAUCCACAUUCGAGGGUAUGUUCCUUUUCCUAUUAGUGUUUGGUAUUUCUCAGAUCGUGACGUUUGGGGAUGAUAUUGAAGAAUUUAUAUUACGUAUCGCGUUCGUAGUUACCAUUCUUUUAUAUAUAUUCCUGAUGAACUAUGUCGCACAGGAAAUUAUGGAUUCUAAUGAGCACAUAUUUGUGACAGCAUACAAUAUCCGUUGGUACGUAGCUCCGUUGCACAUACAAAAGAUGAUCCUGUUUUUGUUGCAAAAGGGCACUAAGGCUUUCACAUUAAAUUUCGGUGGAUUGUUCGUGGCAUCUUUAGAAAGUGCCUCCACGUUGGCAAGUGCCUCUAUAUCUUAUUUCACCAUCCUUUAUUCCACGCGACAAUGA